UAUUAUGCUAUGCUGACACAGUGACACCGAGGUUGUCCUUCACACUCUUCUUCGACCAUGCAAUUGCAUACAACCUUGGCGCCAAUUUUCCACAAACCCAAACUGAUUCCCCUCUCCCUUCAAUUCUCCACCACCACCACCCUCUCUCCCUCUCUCUCACACCACCAUUCCCAAAAUGCACACCCCCAACACCAACACCACAACAUCGCCACCAUCAUCCACUCCCUCUGCGACUCUCACCGUUUCUCCGAAGCCCAUCAUCGCUUUUCCCUCUCCCUCGCCUCGGCCUCCCUCCCCGACGAGCGCACCUGCAACGUCCUCCUCGCGCGCCUGCUCGCCUCUCGCACCCCUCGCGCCACCUGGCGCCUACUCCGAUCCCUCAUUGCUUCCAAGCCCGGUUUCGUUCCCUCUCUGGUCAACUACAACCGUCUCAUGGACCAGUUUUGCGGUGCCCAUUUACCCCGCGACGCCCAUAGGCUGUUUUUCGACAUGAGGAAUCGCGGGCAUUGCCCAAAUGUUGUUUCUUUCACCACUUUGAUUAAUGGGUACUGCUCGGUUCGUGCGAUGAGGGACGCGCGCAAGGUGUUCGACGAAAUGCUUGAGAGCGGCGUGGAGCCGAAUUCCGUGACUUACAGUGUUUUGAUUGGCGGGGUUCUUCGGGAGAGGGAUUUGGAAGGUGGGAGGGAGUUGAUGUGUAGGCUGUGGGAGAGGAUGAGUGUGGAGGUGGAAGAUUCUGUGAAGACUGCUGCGUUUGCGAAUUUGGUUGAUUCUUUGUGUAGGGAGGGGUUUUUUGGUGAGGUGUUUAGGAUUGCUGAGGAGUUGCCGUUUGGGAGUUGUUUUUCUGAGGAGGUUUCUUAUGGCCAGAUGGUGGAUUCGCUUUGCAGAGUUGGGAGGUAUAAUGGGGCAGCUAGGAUUGUUUAUCUGGUGAGGAAAAGAGGGUUUGUUCCGAGCAAUGUGUCGUAUAAUCAUGUCAUUCAUGGGCUUAGCAGGGAUGGUGAUUGUAUGAGGGCUUAUCAGUUGUUAGAGGAAGGAGCUGAAUUUGGGUUCAUGUUAUCUGAGCAUACUUAUAAGGUACUAGUGGAAGCUCUUUGCCAUGUGAUGGAUGUGGACAAGGCGAGGGAAGUUUUGAAACUCAUGCUAAGGAAGGAAGGUGUGGACAAGACUAGGAUUUACAACAUUUACUUGAGAGCUCUUUGUUUCGUGAACAAUCCCACUGAGCUUUUGAAUGUGCUAGUGUUUAUGCUUGAGAGCCAAUGUCAGGCUGAUGUGAUCACCCUCAACACUGUGAUCAAUGGUUUUUGCAAGAUGGGUAGGGUUGAUGAAGCUUCUAAGGUAUUGCAUGACAUGUUGGCAGGUAAAUUUGCUGCACCUGAUGUUGUGACCUUCACUACUGUGAUUUCUGGUAUGUUAGAUGCCGCAAGAGUCGAUGAAGCUCUUGAUCUGUUUCAUAAGGUGAUGCCAGAAAAUGGUUUAAGACCUAGUGUUGUGACAUAUAAUGCUCUUCUCCGAGGGUUAUUCAAACUAAAGAGAGUGAGUGAUGCAUUGAUGGCUUUUAAUAAUAUGGUAAGUGAAGGCAUUACUGCAGAUAGUACCACUUAUACAGUUGUGGUAGAAGGGCUAUGUGAAUCUGACCAAGUAGAAGAGGCAAAGAGUUUUUGGCACAAUGUUAUAUGGCCUUCAGGGGUUCAUGAUAAUUUUGUUUAUGCAGCAAUUCUGAAAGGGCUGUGCCACUCCGGCAAACUUAAUGAGGCUUGUCAUUUCUUGUAUGAAUUGGUCGAUUCCGGGAUCUCUCCAAAUAUAUUUAGUUAUAAUAUUUUGAUCAACUGUGCGUGCAAUCUUGGCUUGAAAAUAGAAGCUUACCAAAUUGCUAGGGAGAUGAAAAAGAAUGGGCUGACUCCUGAUUCUGUGACAUGGAGAAUUCUUGACAAGUUACAUGGCAAAGUGAGGAAGGACAUCCAUUCUGAAGAUCCAACCAUGUCAACAACUUAUGAGGGACAUGACAUGGAAUAAGUGGGGAUAGAAGCAAAUGGAGUUCAGCUUGUACUUUAAAACAAUAACAUAAAAUUGUGGUUUGGCUCAGAGGGUCGAAAGUAUGAACAAACAAGAGCUUUGAAGUUUGAACAACAUCAAUGAGGACUGAGGAGCAUUAAACUAGAAGGACCAAUGGUAAAACUCUGAAUUUUCCCAUAUAAACAGUAAACUGGGUUAUUAAACCCUGCAGACAGUUGAUAUGCAAAGUUCGAAAAAAUGUGGUAUUGAACAGAGUUGAAAGAGAUCAUAUGAAUUUGAGAUAACUUUAGUGAUUUAUGAAGCAGCUAAGAGGGCUGUGACACUCUGCCGGAAGGAAAGCAAGCACAAGCAGAUUCAUGCACUAUAAAAAAAAAACUAGCAAACAGUCAUCAAUUUGAAAUAACUAGCAACAUUUGUAAUCUACAAAAAGAAGGCUACAAUAAGUUUAGGAUUUUAUUUUUAUUUUCUUGCAAAAAAAAAAAUGAGACAACUUGCUUUUUUCUUUCCCAUUUUUGGCAAAUGAUUUUUAAGAUGUAUGUAUUUGAAAAAGAUAAUAAGUUAGUGAAAUGAGACAAUUUAACCCGG
Messenger RNA from Glycine soja, 2595 nucleotides. RefSeq names its product pentatricopeptide repeat-containing protein At3g18020. Gene Ontology annotation, molecular function: protein binding. NCBI's taxonomy places the organism in Eukaryota, Viridiplantae, Streptophyta, Magnoliopsida, Fabales, Fabaceae. The coding region runs from base 58 to 2010 and encodes 650 amino acids. The record is from RefSeq and is a predicted model, not a curated record. The transcript has a single exon.